AUGGCCGAAAAAGCAACCUACACCCACGGCCACCACGCCUCCGUCCUCCGCGUCCACAACCAACGGACGGCCCUCAACUCCGCGGCCUUCCUCCUCCCCCAUCUCAAGCCACACAUGAAGAUCCUAGACAUCGGCUGCGGCCCAGGGACAAUCACAGUCGAUCUAGCGACCUACGUUCCCGAGGGCCACGUCACGGGUCUCGAGAUGGUAGGCGAUGUCCUCGUCGGCGCGCGCGCCCUCGCGGAGUCGCGGGGGAUCACCAACAUCGACUUCGUUACCGGGGACGCCAAUUCACUCGCUUAUGAUGAUGAGACCUUUGACGUCGUCUUCUGCCACCAGGUUCUGCAGCACGUCGCCGACCCCGUGGCAAUCCUGCGGGAAAUGAAGCGGGUCUGCAGAAACGGCGGAAUCGUCGCUGCCCGCGAAUCUGAUUACUCGGUCUUCAUGUGGUACCCCGAGCUCCCCGGGCUGCGCCGGUGGCAGGAGCUGUAUGACCAGGUCGCGAGGAAGAACGGGGGCGAGCCGAAUGCGGGGCGGCACUUGCAUGUCUGGGCGCGGAGGGCUGGGUUCGAUGUGCAGGAUGUCGAGUCGACGGUUUCUUCGUGGUGUUUUGCCAAACCUGACGAAAUAAAGUGGUGGAGUGGCGCGUGGCAGGAGAGGAUUCUGCAGCCUGCGUUUGCGAGGGGGGCACUUGAGGGUGGGUUUGCGACUGAGGAUGAGCUUAAGCAGAUUUCGGGGGUUUGGAAGGAGUGGGGGGAGCAUGAGGAUGCCUUGAUUUCAAUUCCUAGUGCAGAGGUUGUUUGUCGGAAGCAUUGA
This is a messenger RNA of Aspergillus calidoustus, 816 nucleotides long. Lineage: Eukaryota; Fungi; Ascomycota; Eurotiomycetes; Eurotiales; Aspergillaceae. The record is from the annotation of a GenBank genome assembly.